GGUAAAGAGGAGGAGAGGACGGAGGAGAGCAAGCGGGAUCAGGGAGCGGGAGGUCGAUGGGCAGCAGCGGAGGUGGGGCGGCGCAGCGGGCGGAAGACGAAGGUGGCACGGACGAGGGCAGCGAACGGUGAAGAGGAUCAAGGAUCCGAUCGAGAGGUCCAGACCGAAGGGGACGGGAUCCCACGGAGGAGGAAGACAUCGAGAAGGACAUCGAGUGGAGGGCAAGCGAUCAGCGAUAGGGUGGUCGAAGUCGAGUGGUCGACAUGCAUCGUGUCGGCAGUACCGGUAAUACCGCCGGUGCUCGGCGGAAGGAAAGGAGGUUGACCUAUGUUCUGCGCAACUCACGUGACUCGAAGCACUGUUCUGGUGUGAACGCAUUGUUGUUAGCUAAUGAAUAUGGGAGGCCUGCGGAAGGCGGUGAGAUAUCAGAGCUGGAUGUGGAUGCAGAGGUGCUUUUCAGUGCGGGAAGGGACGGGACCGUAAAGAGGUGGACGGUCAAUGGUGCUGCUGCCGCCGAGUGUAGCAUGACAUUUGAGUCUCAUGUGGAUUGGGUGAACGACAUUGUGCUGAUUGGUUCGGACACUCUUGUCUCAUGUUCUUCAGACAUGACUAUUAAGACAUGGCGUGCAUUUUCGUCAGAGGGUUCGAAAGGAGAGUGCACACGCACACUGCGACAACACUCGGACUAUGUGAAGGCUCUUGCUGCAGCUCGUCAGACAAACCUUGUUGCGUCAGGUGGAUUGAGGUGUGAGGUCUUUGUUUGGGACUUGGAAGGCUCAACUGUGCCCGUUGCAAGGGCACCGAUGAACGAUGGUGCCUCUCCAAUGCACGACAGCGGCGCGUAUGCAGGAGCAGGAGGUAUGGGGGUGUUGGGUAUGCCGGCGGGAAACUCUGUGCACUCUUCAUCAGCCCAAGAUAGGAGUGGCUGCAUGGGAGCAGGGUAUAGUGCGAUCACACGGACUCCUGUUGCCUUCAAGGGGCACAAGGAAUCGGUGUAUGCGUUAGCAAUGAAUGAUGAUGGAACGGUACUCGCUUCCGGUGGCACUGAGAAGGCCAUUCGGAUAUGGGACCCACGGACCGGUGCAAAGCAGAUGAAACUUAAAGGGCAUUCCGACAAUAUCCGAUGCUUGCUCUUGGAUCCCGCAGGCAGGUUUUGCUUAUCUGGUUCUUCGGAUCACAUUAUUAGGUUAUGGGAUCUCGGGCAGCAGAGGUGUGUUCACGCUUAUGCAACACACAUGGAUUCUGUUUGGACGCUAGCGAGCACACCUUCGUUUAAUGCCGUGUACAGUGGUGGUCGAGACAAAUGUGUGAUGAAUUAUGUGGUUGAUAGGCUGUGUCUGGCGGUGCCUGACGAGGGCGGUGCUGAGCAGCCUGCAGGAACAGCCGCCAGUUCUGCUGCAGCCGGUUCUGGGAAUGGUCCGUGCAGCAAUGGAGGAAGUGUUGCGGCUGGCACAACUGGUGCUUCAGAACAGGGAAAUGCUGGAGACGGUGGAAAUGCACAAGCAAGCACAGCUUCCGCAGGCGCUGCACCAGGGACCAAGCCAAGGCCAAGAGGGCCAUUAGUGGAGAUAAUGUGCAAUGAUCAGGACAUGGCAGGAGAGGUGUGUUUGUGGGAAAUCACAAAUGGCAGAAUCAAACAGCGAUUCGGGAAUGUAUCGCUCGAAGAGAAGGAGAAAGAGCUUUUUGAAAAGGUCAGCGUUCCCUCUUGGUUCACAAUGGACACAAGGCUGGGGAGUAUCUCUGUGCACCUCGACGUCCCUCAGUGUUUUGCAGCGGAGAUGUAUGCCAUUGAUCUUUGUGUACCUAGCGCAACGGAAGAGAUGAAGCUGAAUCUUGGGGAACACACCCUGCGUGGGUUGUUCUGCCACUGGCUGGCAAGGAGGCAGCAGCGGCUAAUCGCAGAAGAGCAGCAACAUGUAAAGGAGAGACUGCAGAUGUCAAAUGGAACAGCAGCAUCCCGCGAAGGGUCGGAGGAAGGAUCAGUAGAUGGAAAGCCAUCCGGCAGGGAGGCACAAGCUGUUCCCUCAACCAUGCAUGGGGGAGGUGGAGGGGGUGGAGUAGGAGGUGGGGGAGGGACCGGCACUGCGGCAUCUAGCGGUGCAGCUGCAGGGUCGACAACAGAUCAGGCAGAUGGUCCUUUAUCCGGAGUCUUGCCAGCAUUUGACUUUCCUGCAGAGUGCCCACCGUCGAUCAUCACAGAGGGUUCAGCUGAAGUACCAUGGAGAAAGGCAAUCAACGAACUGGACGGCACAGAGGAUGAGAGGGACAUUCCUCACUGGUGUUUAGAAUGCUUGCUCCACAAGAGGUUCCAUCGCGAGCCAUCCAACGCCAAGUGUAGCUUCUAUUUGCAUCCGUGUGACGGUUCUCAAUUACCGUGCUUAAGUCAAAGCAAAUUGAGUGCACCAAAGAUCCUGAGGAUUCAGAAGGCGGAGCUGACUUCACUCACUGAGAGCAUGCAGAACCCACACUACAAUUUUGAACGGAACUGCGCGGUAUGGGGCCUGGGGGGUACGGGGAGAGGGGGUUGCAGCUGGGUAUCUGGGGAGGGGAGUUGGCAACAAUGGUGGCAAGCGGACGACGAAGUGGGGGAAGGAGGGUCACGAUCGGGAGAGGAAAUGGUGGCAAUGGUUGGGAGGAAGGUCACUAUGGGAGGGGAGGAGCUAGUAAGGUCGCGAUGCCGAGCAGAUGACAUUUUGGCGGCAGUGGAUCUGGGCAGACGUUCUGGUCAGAUUGGCGGCCCCAGUGGGAAAAACAAAUGGGGUGGGUACUAGGUCCUGCCGGCCGAUAUGAGCUUGGCGACAGUGCGUGCAUAUGUUUGGAAGAAACCCGAUGAUCUUUGUCUAUUCUACAGAAUGGCCCAGAGGUGAAAGGAAAGGAGAGGAUGUGGUGGAAAAUCUCUGUAAUUGAAUUGUGUUCUAGUCUUCUAGAUUGUAUCUGGGAAAAUAGUAUAUUUCAUAAGAUGAGUAAAAGCAGAGCAUCUUGUUCUUGACAUGACCUGAAUGUGCCCCUGAUUGCAGUCAUAAACUUCUCCAUCCUGUUGGUCGUUUCCGUCCAUUGGGUCAGCGGAUUUGUCUUUCCUUGGGUCGAAUCGCCAUUGUCCACCAUCUCCAGGUCUCCUUUUCCGUCUGUGGGAGUUUGUCCCUGUCACUGCUAGUUACUUCAUUCCUUUGAUGUUUGACAUCCUUGCCCCUCUUCUUUGCUACCAAGCGUCGCCAGAUGUGCUGUGAUCCUUCUUUUGAGUGGGUUUGGUGUCAUCUCUAACUUUGCUCAUUUGGUGUGUAUCACUGGGAAUAUGCCGUGGUGAUUCUGCGGUGUCGCGGCGAGUCUGCUGCGAUUAACAGCCGGGUCACACUGCUGCCGCUCUUUGCGAAGCUAGGAAAACUAGGUGGUUGCUGUCGGACGGACAUGAAUGCUGCUCAACAUAGCAUCCGUGUUCGUGCACAACCAUCCACGUUCGCCCAACUUAGCAAGCAGCAGCAGUGCGCCAUGGUAGUCACACUCUCAAAUCAUUUCAGAUUGGAGUGCAGGUUUUUUACUAUUGCUCUUUGCGCCUCGUCUAACACUAUCUUGUCAGGUGUGUGUGCGAGUCAGGAAUUGAUGUCUUCGCAUCUCGUCAGUUCUCACUACACUGCAGGUUUCACGGCUUGCUCUCUCUCUCUGUGUCCUGUAUCAUCUCAUCUCAUCAGUCGAGAGUGAAUCCCAUCUGUGUUCACAAGAGAAAUCCAUGUGACGACUCCCAUCAGAUUAGACAAUUGCUUGGCAGUGUUUCUUCACUGAUUUCCUGCCUGCCCUGCCCUGCCCUGCCCUGCCCUUCUUUCAUUCACUGUCCCUGUCCUCUUCCUUUCUCAUGUCAAUCAAUUUGCAAAUCCAUU
Chara braunii is the source of this 3872-nucleotide messenger RNA. The record is from the annotation of a GenBank genome assembly. NCBI's taxonomy places the organism in Eukaryota, Viridiplantae, Streptophyta, Charophyceae, Charales, Characeae.